AUGCCAGUUGUUCAGCCUGGAGGAUUAGUCCUCAUCACUGGGGCAUCAGGAUUCAUCGCGGCCCACACGAUAGGUGUUUUUCUUGAUGAGGGAUUUCGCGUUCGUGGCACCGUUCGCAGCCAAGCCAAAGGAGAAUAUCUCAAGAAUCUGUUCAAGAAAAAGGCGGGUUCUUUUGAUUACUGCAUCGUGGAGGAUAUCUCAGAGGUAAGCUCACAAGUUGAAAGCACUGGUAUCGGAAAAAGGGGAAAACAAGAGCAAUGA
Molecule: messenger RNA, 261 nt
Organism: Pestalotiopsis fici W106-1
Lineage: Eukaryota; Fungi; Ascomycota; Sordariomycetes; Amphisphaeriales; Sporocadaceae
Exons: 2
Coding region: 1-261 (86 amino acids)
Source: RefSeq, a predicted model, not a curated record